AUUUCAAGUACACAGUGUGAGACCCCUUCAAAUUCUCUGUGCUGCUUCCACUUCUGUCAGCCAGAUCUGGGCUUCUUUAUUUUCGAAACAAUUUCAAACAGUUAUACUGUCUUUGUAGAUGAUACUAAUGUACUGAAGUGGCAAUGUUCGGGGGAUAACAGACCACUCUCUCGAUUUGCAUCGCAGAGAGGGAAUCUACGUAGUGUAAACCGUGUACCGCUAGCGCGUUUAUCCAGAUGAGCAGACAUUGAAAAAGUAAACUCGCAACAUAAUUUGCAGCGGACGACUUCACCUUAGGAAGGUGGGAGCCAUGGCCGUUACACUGUCUCUCUUCCUCCUGAGCCUGGUCCUGUUGUACGGAACGCGAGCGGAGUCUACCCCAGCCGCAGUGACGGUUUCUCCAGGUUCCAUAGAGGGCCCCCAUUUCACUGGUUGCCGCUCCAGGGAGCAGGAGACCUUCCGCUGUUGGUGGACUGCUGGGAGCUUCCGGAACCUCAGCGAGCCUGGUGCCCUCAGGGUGUUCUUCCUGACCAAAAAUUCCAACUCAGAGUGGCAGGAGUGUCCAGAUUACACGGCAGGUGUGGAAAACGAGUGCUACUUUAACAAGACCUUCACAUUCAUCUGGACCUCGUACUGCGUUCAGCUACGUGACGCUUUCCAGAACACUACUUAUGACGACUACUGCUUCACCGUGGAGAACAUAGUGCGCCCGGACCCUCCCAUCGGGCUGAACUGGACCCUGCUGAACGUCAGCCGCUCGGGCCUGCAUUUUGACAUUCUGGUCCGCUGGGCCCCGCCUCCAUCUGCAGAUGUGGAGAUGGGUUGGAUGAGUCUGGUGUACCAGGUCCAAUACAGAGUCAGAAAUGCCUCUUUCUGGGAAGAGCUGGGCUUGGAGAGUGGUACUCAGCAGUCUAUCUAUGGCCUGCACACAGACAAAGAGUAUGAGGUCCGUGUGCGCUGCAAAAUGUCAGCGUUUAAGGAUUUUGGUGAAUUUAGCAACACCAUCUUGGUGCAUGUGGAGCAGAUACCAAGUAAAGAGUCUACGUUCCCGAUGACGCUGAUCCUUAUCUUUGGAGUAGUGGGAGUCGUCAUCCUUCUUAUGCUUAUUAUCUUCUCACAACAGCAGAGGUUGAUGGUGAUACUGUUACCUCCUGUUCCAGCUCCGAAAAUAAAAGGAAUUGAUCCUGACCUCUUGAAGAAGGGAAAGCUGGAUCAGCUAAACUCCAUCCUUAGCAGCCAACACAUGUACAAACCGGAUGUGUAUCGUGAGGAUCCGUGGGUGGAGUUUAUUGAGCUGGAUGUGGAUGAGCCGCCUUGUGAGAAAGACCACGGUUCCGACACACAACGUCUCCUGGGCCGGGACCACAUGGGUUCCUCCCACGCCCUUGGAGCCAAAGACGACGACUCGGGCCGCGCCAGCUGCUACGAUCCGGACGUCGCCGAACCGGACUCCAUGCUAAUGACUGCCCUCCUCUCGUCUGGAAAUUCCGAGACCUCGGGAGAGCGGCACCCGUUGGUGUCCAGGAGCAGCUCCGCCCAUAGCCUGAGCGAUCCCGUCGACUCUGCGGAGAUGCGUUCGCCGAUCCAGACGCAGCCGAGCAUGCCCAGUUGGAUCAAUAUGGACUUCUACGCCCAAGUCAGCGAUGUCACCCCCUCAGGAGGAGUGGUGCUGUCCCCCGGCCAGCAGAACAGCUCUCAGGAGAACAACCCAGAGAAAAAGAAAGGCGAGGGUGAGGAUCAGGAGCAGGAUGGAGAAGAGAAGAAGUUGAUGAAGGUCCAGCUGUUGGUGGUUGAUCCUGACAGCGCCUACACUUCAGAGAGUAGCGCCAGGCAGCUCAGCUCCAAUGCCGCCUCCGGUCCUCCCGAGCAAACCUAUCAGGCCCUUUCUUCACAGCCGACUGAGGAGGUUUCGGGCAGAGAGCGUGUGGAGGGUGGGUAUAUCUCAACUCCAGCCUCACCAGGAGAGUAUCAGAGCCCUUACCUGUUUCCCGAUGCUCCUCAGCCUCCCUUGUCUCUGCCCCCAGUCUCAGACUAUACAGUAGUGCAGGAUGUGGAUGCUCAACACAGCCUCCUUUUGAAUCCCUCCAAUGCUCAGCCCUCGCCCUGUCCCCUCAACCCCACCAAACAUCUACCAGCCAUGCCCACAAUGGGGUACCUUACCCCAGACCUGCUGGGUAACCUCAGCCCCUGAGUGUAGCAUCAUCCAUCAGCCAAAGGAGCCUGGGUGUUGAUGCCGUUCUUUUUUUUUUAGCAAUCCUAGAUGUACCUUGCAACUGCUGGAAACCAAAGUUUCACGGACAGCAUUUCCCGAGUGUUGUUUGAAGGAUUGUUGGGUAGGAGUCGUCCUCAUUAGGCGACGAUCCUGAGAUUACCGCCUUGUUAAAUCUCAGUAUUUGAUUGUCCUGAAAGUGAAUUGCUAACACAGAGGCAAACUGUGUAAAUAUGCAGAUUACACACAAAUGAAAUAACAGAAAUACAGUCAAUUUAUGGCUAUAUUGGGACACUGCUACAACAGCUAUUGUGUAGUAUAAACCUCUUUCGCAUGUUGAAAUUUCAGUUCAGAUUUAUGCAGUGAGAUGGGUAUGAGCUUAAUGUGAGAACGUAGAAAUCAGUUAAAAAAACUUCACACAUAAACAUCUGUAUUUCAUUAAUUAUGCAAAAUUAAGGGUAUUUUUUUAAACUGUGAUUAAGUGCUAUCUCAGAACCAGUUGCUUCAAUUUUUAAGAUGUGAAGCCCCCAGUUUUAUCAUGCAGGAAUGGAAAAAAAAAGGAAAAAAAAUGUACACCGUUUACAUUUACUGUGAAUAUGUAUGUCAUGCAAUUGCAAAAGUACAUCAAAUCAGGGUUAGAGCAUUCAAGCACUGGCUAUGGAGUCAAACAAUGCUUAGUAUGGAUUGAGUCAUCAUUUAGAAUAGACAAUAUCUCCUCUCAGUCUCCGAACAGACUUGCUUUUAUCUGGAGCACUGCGUGACCCUGUAAGUUAGAGCCGUUUCUUUACAUAUCAUACACAUAUCAGUUUCAGCAAGAAACAUAUGGUGAAGAAAUAUGUUUCUGUGUAUUAUUCAGACACUUAAAGGGAUUGCACAUAUUUGAACACAUCAUGUUUCGUCUGGAAAAGUCUCUCGAAAAUUGUGAUAUUCCUAAAGGAAAAAAAAAAAAAGGAAAUUAUGUUCUUUGACUAUGGAUCUUCAUGUCAUUUUCUGGACAAUCUUAGCUCAUCUUCUCUAUUGAUGCCUCAUCUUAACAGAUCAAGUUAUGAAAUGUUGCCUUUUGUGCUGAUAUAGGGAAAUGUAAAACAAAACAAAACGAAACAAAAAACCAUCAUGUGCUACGAUAAGCGUAGAGACAGAGACUCAAACUCAGCUGUGGUACAUGACAUAACAGAAAUGAAGAGUUUUCCCUCGCUUGGAUAUUUUUUGUAAACUGCCUUAGAGUACAUGUAGCAGUGUUAUCAUGAUUAGAGGCUUAUUCUUAUACCAUCUUUGUGACUGGUCAUACGCUCGUUAAACAAACUUGCAUCAGACCUGGUAGCCAUUAAGGCACUUCUAUCGGCCUGAGAAGUCAAACUCUGUCCAUGAUCAAAUGUGGAACGUGGUUCCGUCUUGGGUCCCAAUACACCUUAAUGAAGUUCUCCGGGAAGUUCUACGCCUUAUAUACCGCAACCUCUUGGCAUGGGGGAAAGGAAAAGCUGCUUUUCGAGGAAACACAAACUAUUACAGAACCGUGCAUUGCAACUGCAGAACUAAUAACUGGAAAUAAUUUUUUUUUUUUUUUAUGUAUUAUUUACUGCAUGUUUACCUUAUUUUGGGAAGAUCAGUAGAAUCACCCAUAGAUCAGCCCUUACAUUUUACAUCAGUAUUAUCUUAGUCUUGUAAGAGGUUUUGUCAAAAAGAUGUUAUAUGUAGAAAAUUGCACACGGUUUGCAUUGCUACGGGAAAGUUUUUUUUUGUUUUUUGGUUUUUUUUUAACUUUUAAGUUUCUUAAAUAUGUGGAGACAGAUUUGCUAAGCUUUUGCAUCUGGGUUUUUUUUUCCCAUGUCAAAUUGAACUGAAAUUAAGAUGCCAAAAAAACCCCACACAAAACAAAUAUAAGCUUAAUAUAAUAUAAAUCACGUAGAAUUGGUCGCAAUGUCCAUCUGUACAAAAGCUUUGUAAAUCUGAGUGUUCAGAGAGUUGCACAUAGAAGGAGACUAUUUUCUUUGGGCUUAAAGCCCAUUUAGUCUUGGUCUUGAUGAUAAUGCUUGAAAAGUUUGCUUAUUAUACCUGAGAAAGUUUGUUUAUUAUACCUGAGGAAAAAAUUCACAAAAUAGUGAAAAAUAAGAUAGUGAUAGUAGGGAUACAUAUUGAUACAUUUUUUAAGAAAAAAAAAAUAGAUAAGUAAACAAAAUAUGGUACGAUUUGCUUUAAAAGCAUAGUGUUAAUUUUGUAUUAUUUUUCUAAUCUUUCUCUGUACCGAAAUAAUACCGAAGUUCAACACUAUCAUAAACACUAUCAUUUGUAUUUAGAUCAAUUACAUCAAUGGUUACUGUUAUAAAGCUUUAAAUAAAACCACUCUCCCUGAAUGUCCUAACACACUGCACACACAGUAAUAUAUUGCAGUCUUCUCUGUUAUGUUGUACAGUACAAAAAUGUUUGCAAGUUAUUUCAGUUCACAUAUAUGGUGUAAAUAAGACAAAUAAGCUAUCGUGAGUUCCAUGGAUGUGAAAAUGCGCAUGUUUAGCUGUGUCUGAGAUGUUUGUUUAUAUUUCAGAUAGUAAAUAAUAAUUAAAAAAAACCCAUCUAGCUACGUUAAUGAAGUUCAUACGUAAAAUAAACUGAAAUACGUGUAAGAUAAAUGGUAUCAGAAUGAACACAAGACAAAACAAGCUACGCAGUGUGCCAUAUUUUUAUCAUUUAAAAAAAAAAAAAAAAAAACUUGCCUUACUGACAGAUAUAGAGUAUUGAUGAACUCUUUUUUGCUGCUGCCACUUGCUGAUAUGACCAGCACGAUCAUGUUUAAUGUCUUAAUCUAUCACUUGAAAUGAUGUACAAUAUGCAUUUAAGCUUAUACUGAAUGUUGUUUAGUUAAUAAGCACAGAUUCUACUGUUUUCUAUCUCUUUUCUAUCCCUUGCCUUUUGCUUUUGGUCAAGUAGAUGCCUUUCUGUAUGUAUAUGAUGAAAAGAUAUGCAGUCUAUUUGGAAUCAGUUUAAAUUAGUCCUGUUGUCUUGUGCGUCUUUAGUUGUUAACUUUAGGUACGUAUUGUGGAGUAUAUAAUGCAAUGUACAAUUUUGCUUGCCACUGAUUUUGAACGUGGAAGCAAAUUAACCAGCUAAAUGAAGGAAAUGAAUAAAGAUUUCAGGUUUGCAUAGGAAUAUUUGUACAGUAUUGUGAAAAGAAUCAGUUCAUCAUUACCUCAAUGGAAUGCUAGUGUUUUUUCAGCAUUAUCCAACAUAACUUUACUUUUGCUUAAUAAAGAUAGCUUCAAAAAGGUUUA
Messenger RNA from Chanos chanos (milkfish), 5472 nucleotides. RefSeq names its product growth hormone receptor a (gene ghra). The transcript is spliced from 9 exons. Gene Ontology annotation, biological process: cytokine-mediated signaling pathway. The record is from RefSeq and is a predicted model, not a curated record. Bases 311 to 2191 code for a protein of 626 amino acids. Gene Ontology annotation, cellular component: membrane; external side of plasma membrane. Lineage: Eukaryota; Metazoa; Chordata; Actinopteri; Gonorynchiformes; Chanidae. Gene Ontology annotation, molecular function: protein binding; cytokine receptor activity.